CAGACAGACUGCGAGGAUCGCUGAUGAGCUGUGUAUGCAGGCAGAUUGAGGACUUAAGGACGCGACAGCGGUGGACGGGAUUCGCGAUUACUAUUGAUUCCGAUCCAGAUUAGGCGCAGACUCAUCACCAGCUCACAGCUUUGCUAUCUUGGAUUUGAAACUGGGAUCAAAUGUGAGGAAUGUGUCACGUCAUUAGAAGGAGGGGGUCAGUCAAAGAGGAUGAUUGAUAGUACAUCUACGUCUGCCGCCUGGCUUUGUUUGCUCCCAGUUGGAGGAGAAAUGCUGCAUUAAUCAGCUUUCUUUUUCACUCUUGCUGGUGGCCGCACCAGAUUGGGAUUGGCCCUGAUGAUCACAAGGACCCCCCUCCUCCUCUCUUCAGCCAAUCCUGGAGGGGUUGCAGAGCUGAUGUCUCAGAGGGCAAGAGGGUAUUUGUGUUCUGGAGUCCUGAAGAGACAAGCAACAUCACGAUAAAUGGAGGAGAAGGAGCGAUGUAGGAGCAGGUCUCCAGCUCGGAGGGCGAGUCGAGUGCAGCAGGUGGUGGGAACAAUAAUACGCCGCACGCGGGACUCACUCAGCAGGGAGCGGUUGCUAGGCGAUGGGAGGUCACAGCGCUCGAACAGUCUGUGCAAUCAGAACUUCCAGGCCAAGCUGACACUGCAGAUCACGAGGGACCCGGUCCUGGACAGCAGCACCGGACAUGGCUUCACCCUCACCACAAACGCACCCCUGCUGGUCAGGGACAUCGCCACAGGGAGUCCUGCAGAUGGGAUACUGUACCUUGGGGACCAGGUGCUGCAGAUUAAUGAUGCAGUGCUGGAGGAUUUGAGCACUGAGCAGGUGGAAAACAUCUUAAGGACCCUGGAGGACUGUAUAAAUGUGACUAUCCUGCGCCACAUGACAAAUCCCAAGUCGUCCAUCAUGUCGGCAGAGAAGAGAGCCCGCCUGAGGAGUAAUCCAGUUAAAGUGCGCUUUGCAGAGGAGGUGGUGGUCAACGGGCACACUCAGGGAAACUCUCUUCUCUUCCUGCCCAACGUCCUAAAAGUCUAUUUAGAGAAUGGACAGACCAAGGCCUUCAAGUUUGAUGGUACCACCACUGUCAAGGACAUUGUUCUCACUCUGAAGAAUAAACUGUCCAUCCGAGCCAUCGAGAACUUUGCCCUGGUGCUAGAGCAACAGUACAGCAUCACCAAACUCCUGCUGCUGCAUGAAGACGAGCACAUACAGAAGGUGGUGCAGAAAAAAGACUCCCACGAUUACCGGUGUUUGUUCAGGGUGUGUUUCAUCCCCAGAGACCCCGUGGACCUGCUGCAGGACGACCCCUCCACCUUUGAGUACCUCUUCUUACAGAGUGUGGCGGACGUGCUGCAGGAGCGCUUCGCAGUAGAGAUGAAGUGUAACACGGCGCUCCGUCUGGCCGCGCUGCACAUGCACGAGAGACUAGACAGUUGUGGACAGACCAGGGCUUCUAUCAAGAGCAUCACGAAGGAGUUUGGCCUGGACAGCUUCAUCUCUCCAACACUGCUGAGCAACAUGAGGGAGAAAGACUUGAGGAAAGCCAUCAGCUACCACCUCAAAAAGAUCCAGUCCCUGCUAGAGCCACGUCAGAAGGUAAUAUCUGCUUCUCAGGCUCGGUUGGCCUACCUCACUCAGCUGGGAGAGCUCAUUUCAUACGGAGGACGAUCUUACACAGCUACCAUGAUGCUUCAAGACAGGGAGGUGCUGGUCAGCCUGCUGGUUGGAGCUAAGUAUGGAAUGAGUCAGAUCAUCAACCACAAGCUCAAUGUGAUCUCCACUCUGGUCGAGUUCAGCAGCAUCAGUCGAGUGGAGUUGCUCUCGGAGUCUGACAAAGUCAGCCUGCUGCGCAUCUCACUGCAUGACAUGAAGCCAUUUGCCUUACUGAUGGACUCUCUGGCAGCCAAAGACUUAGGUUGUCUGCUGGGAGGCUACUGCAAACUCAUGGUGGAUCCCAAUGUCAAUGUCUUCCGUCUGGGGCGCCCAAAAGUGAGGGUGCACCGGAUUCCUGCUGAAGAAGGUGUGUGUGGGAGGUUCGGCGUAAUAGAGGGCGUGUGCUAUGAAUCCCUAUCAAGUUAUGUGUCUCGGUGCUGCAGUGACUCCGAGGACUCAACAGAUGAAGACGACCCAAUGGACUCCCAGCGUCCGGACCCUGCGAGUCAGGACUGGGAAGAGAGAAGGAGAGAGGAGGAAGAGAAGCGGAGAGAGGAGGAAAGGAAAGAGAGAGAGGAGCACCAAGGCAGACAGGAAGUGAAGAUAAUAGUGACAACAGAAGGUAAGGAAAAUGAGGACGAAGAGGAAGCGGGGGCAACGGGAUGCACGAUACGCAAAUUCGGUGUAAUAGAUGAGGAAAUGAACCUGGGCACCACGUGGUACCACACUGACCCACGGGUAACCAGCAGCUUCUCCAGCUUGUCCAGUGGCUCCUUGAGUGCUGCACUGGAGGAAAGCAGCGCCUCAGCUAAAGCCCCAUCUCACAAAGAUGCACUCCAUGGACACUGCACCGUCGACGACCUUCCAGGUUUGGACGUUCACCACCCCUACCUCUUAGAGCCAAAACGCCACCAGGGCCCCCUGCGACCCACCAACCUAAACUACCGGGGCAAUGACAAUUCAUGCCUUUGCUUUGCGGAACUCUCCAAGUCUGACUUCCUGCCGAGUCCACCCGAGGCUACUAGUGAUGACGAGGAGGAUGACGAUGAGGAGCAGGAGGAGCAGGGAGUUGAGGGACUCAGACGCAUUUCCAAGAUUCCCAGCUCGAGAGAUCUGCGGUUGAUUGACAGCACACCAUUUCAAAGAUCGCCAAUUAGGAAAAAGAAGAAGAUCCCCCCCAAAGUCCCACUGAGGACAAGUUCAAUUCCAGGGCACAAAGCAGGAGAAGCUGAGCAGCGGCUCUCCAAGGAUGAAGAGAGUCUAUACCUCACUCCUUCACCCAACCUUAAACCAGCUCUUUUAGCCAAAGAGACUGCUUCGGAGUCUGAGGAUGAGUUUUUUGAUGCACAAGAGAGAUUUACACCCCCAGUUCCUGAUCUUUCAGAUGCUGAACUGGCUGACAGGAAAAAUGCUAACAGGCUUAGUGGAACCUGGAAUGAUGUUUCAGUUGCCCCAGUGAGAGAGUCUUCUUCCCCCCUUGCCAGUAAAACCCAAACCUCAAAAAUCAAGAAGGACGUGGAGACCCUUAAAGGGCCAACUAAUCAGCUCACCAACCAUCAGUCCAAUUCACCAAAGCGAUCACAGAAACCUGAAGUUAAAGUCAAACCACCACUGGCACCUAAGCCCCAGCUGCUUCCCAAACCUCAGAAUAUUCCUCCCAGGUCCCCCCAGCAUGGGAGAUCAUACGCCCACUGCAAUGGGGAUGCCUCUGGACGUUUGUCUUCGGAACUCCUGGAAAUGGAGCCAGACACCAUGGAGUUCAAAUCUGUCACGUCUGGUGCCGGUGGACUGCCUCUGUCAUCACCUUUGAUCACGGCAGUCCGGUGCAGCAAGCAACCCCUGCCGGUCAGAACACCACAAACAGAGGAAAAGAGAAUGGGAGCGCAUGAGAACGGAGCCGAUUUGGUUGCCAAACAUGAAGCAAACGUCCCCGAUAAAAAGGAAACGGUUAAAGUUGAAAGGCAAGCCAAUGGGACUUCCAUACGUGCAAACAAGCCACCAAACCUAUUCCCCAUUCCUCCAUCUAAUUCAGGUACAAAGCCAGCUGCCCCCCCUCCAGUGCCGCCGAAACCUAAUUCUUCUACUAUUCGCCAUCCCCUCUCACUACCUGCUAGCUCCCCAGUUUCUCCUACAGACCCGAACAAAGGGAUCUUCAAGGAAAGCAUAAAUCCCCCAAAUGGAAUCCAUCCUUGGAGCAACCGUAACGGCAGCAUCCCAUCAGGACCACGGAGGGUCUCUCAGAGCCACGAGAGCCUGUCGCCCAAAAAUACAGAUGCACCUCUCUCCCUUACCACCUCCCUUACCUCUACUAACUCUAAAGGUGUUGCAGGCCUCCAAAGCAAAGAGCCGGGAAGAUCCGAUUCGGGGUCAGAUCUGAGGACCAGCUCCUCCAGCCUGGGAGGGAGGCUACCAGCCUCUGCUCUGAGAGGGAAAAUCCAGGCUCUGCCAUGGUACAUGACCCGUUCCCAGGAGAUAUUAGGAACUCUGGAUUAUCCCUCCACGAGUUCCAUCAACGGAGACACAUCUGGCUUUGGAUCUGGAUUGUCUGUAGCAAGUGGUUUAUCAGACUUAAACAGAACCCCUGUCAAGGAGAAAGACGCAGGCUCCAAAUCAGGGGGGAAAGUGAACAUAUUAGAGGAUGGAGCUGAGGUUGUCAUAGCAACUAUCAAAGAGGCCCAGGAUGUGACCUCACACAUGAAGAAGGCCAACGGGACAAAUGGCUCACAUCCGAAUCUGAACUUCAAAGUGAAUAGUGCACACAGUGGCAACGUUUCAUCGGAGCAGCCUCAGUCGCGACCCCACUCAGCAGUGGGAUUGGGAGGCGUGUCCAGCAUGCAAAUUGGUGGUGACUCGCCGACCUCCACACAUGCAGACAGUACUCCACCACAGGAGCACCAGGAGGUCUGUAGCUGCCGCACUGUCUAUGCCAACUGCUUCAGUGGAGACACAGAGGAUGGCAUUAGUUUCGACGAGGAGCUCACUGUUUACGAGUUCUCGCGUCGCACGCGGCCAAAACCUACCGGGCAGACGCCUGUCCCCUCUCCCACAAUACCGCCUCCAAAACCCAAUAUUUUGUCCCUGCUCAGAGACAACCCCCGGCCACUCUCUACAUUAUCCACUGCCUCCUCUGAACUCAGUCCUUUAGUUUCACGCCCAGUUUCCCCUACAGCCUCUUUCGGCAAUCCUCUUCGGUCUCUCACUAACAAGAAUUACAGCGGGCUGAAGGGAGGUUUCGCCUCCCUUCGUCAAGAUAUCGAUCAACUUCUCCUGGUCUUAGAGUGUGGGACGCUUGAGCAACAACAAACUUUAUGUCAAGACUCAAAGCAGGCUUUCAAAAAAGUAGGGCCGGACCUAAAUCACAAUGGAACUGAAGACGGUACUAGCCCAGCAACGGGCUCAAACUGCACGGGGACGAGUCCCAUCUUCAUGACAGAGGCCGAGCGGAGUCUUCUCCAAGCCGAGGCUCGACGGCUGGCGUCCGGGUGUCAACGGGCCACACGUGUAGGCUGGGCCCCCGAUGAAGCCUUACGUUCUUUAUCCAACAGCUUCAGCGCUCUGGUUCAAUUGUCCGCUGCCUGCUUGCGAACAACCUCCUGCGCUGGCUGUGACUUUUGCCAUAAUGCGAGUCUGGUGCACGGAGAUGAGGACAACGACUGUCAGCAGCCAAUGGAAAAGCUAAAGGAGAUAGUGGGUCUGUACCGAGAGUUUGUUGGGGCUGUCGAGACAGCCGGAACUGGUGCUAAGAGUGUAGGCGUCACUGGGUCUGGACUGGGUCAAGGGGAAACUGAUGGGGUGAGACUGUUGGCAAAACGCUGCACUGUGCUCAUCUCCUCUGUGUUCGCGCUCACGCAGCUCUUCCGGACACGCACGCUAGAAUCGGACACACCCGGUGCCCGUGUACCUCUCAACUUCUGACCUGUGAACUUUUUACCCACUAAUAAGCCACUGACUCUGAAGGCAGGAGGAGAUGAGGAAACAGCACAGAGCUAACUGGCGCGUGACCCCUGUUAUCUUGUACUGUAAGUGCCAUGCACACCACAGCACACACACACACACACAUGGAAACCACACACCAAACAAAGUGAGGAAACGUCAUUGCUUGGACUCUUCUUGGACGCAUAUGGACUAUGCAUUUGUACAUACAAAUUUUAUAAUUAUAUUAUGACUAUCUUAUUUUAUGAUACAAUGUGUGUAUGUAUGUAAGGACGGAUUACCCUCGUAUGUAUUUAUGUAUUUAUUUUUACAAUAUUUUCACCGUGGUCUGUGAUGUGCAGGUCUCUGGUGGGAAAAAAACAAAACAAACCUAUGGAUGUCACUGGAAUUUUUAUUUCGUUUUUUUUUUCUCUUUGAGGUGGUGUGAUUUUACCUUUUUGCUGCUUUGAAGAUUUUCUCCACUCCGCAAGGUGUAAUCUGUAAAUUGUCUUUUUUUUUUUUUUUUUUUUUAAUUUAUAGCUACAGUAUAUUUUAUUGAAAAUUGCAGAAUAAUACACUUUAACACACACACACCUGUGAAAUACAGUCACAGGCUGAUUUGCUUUGUAUCUACAGGGAUCACAUUUUUUUGUUUUUCUUGUUAAGGAUUUAGUUUUUCAACAUCACAGUCACACACGAAUUGGACAAAGACAAACAUACCAUCACAGCGCAGGGAGAUCACAUUUGACUGUUACAGAUUGCACCUUUUUAUGAGACACAUACCCGUGUGUGAAGUGUUUUUUCUACCCCCUUUGGCCCAGAGUGUCCCGACUGACUCUGAGUGAAUGCUUCUCAGUAAUACUCUGAUUCCCCCAAAUGUAUGCAGUAUUAUUAUUAACAUUACUCUAGUUUUCAUCCACUACAUACACGUAUAUUUUAAGGGAAUGUGUGGAUAGGGUUCAGGGGGGGCCAAAACAGGGGACCUUAAUUGUGUAGUUUAAAAAAAAAAAAAAAAAAAAAAAAAAAUUGACUUGCCAUAAGUGUGACUGUUAAACUCUGUAAAGAUGUAGCAAAAAUCCAAAGUCUUAAAACACUGAACCACAACUGCUCCCCACUACGUGUUCCUCCUUGUGAAAAGCACCCCAGAUCGAUCAAUAACUCUUAGAUAUACGUUCAUGUCUGUGUCCUCUUUCAUCUCUACCUAAGUUUAUGGCUAUGCAAACAUAAACUCUUCGGCACCACGUCGCACUCUUAUUUUCACGCGCUAACGUCAUAAACAACAAUAGCUGCAUUAUGUUUGUUUGAAUGUUGGCUUUUUUUGUCUUGUUGUAAAUGUUCUGCAUUACGUUUCGCGACCACUCUGCAAAGUUGCAUGGCAUGUGGAUUUGUCAAUAGUGAGUCUACUGUCCAGGUUAAAAGACUGCACUGCAUCGCUCGACCGGUUAUGUACAGUGUUCAUUGAUCAGUGUCACAUGAUGAUGACGUGACGAGCCGUUUGAUUUGAAGGAUUUACUCGCGCCACCUGCAACAACAGGAAGGUAAAUUAAGACAAAGCAGCCAGCAAAUGCCUAUACUUAAAAAGAUUAGCUGAAAUAAAGAUUGCCUACAUUUUCAGUGGCAGCUGGUGAGGAGACAGAUAUUUAAUCUUUAAUAAUAAUAUUAAUAAUAAUAAUAAUAAUAAUAAUAAUAAUAAUAAUAAUAAU
This is a messenger RNA of Solea solea (common sole), 7280 nucleotides long. RefSeq names its product FERM and PDZ domain containing 1b (gene frmpd1b). Gene Ontology annotation, cellular component: cytoskeleton. The record is from RefSeq and is a predicted model, not a curated record. Gene Ontology annotation, molecular function: protein binding. Lineage: Eukaryota; Metazoa; Chordata; Actinopteri; Pleuronectiformes; Soleidae. The transcript is spliced from 17 exons. The coding region runs from base 472 to 5580 and encodes 1702 amino acids.